AUGUGCAAACAAUGUAGAGAUGAACAUCUAAAAAGUCCAGAAAACAGGAACCAUGAGGUAGUCCUUUACCAGCAACAUAAACAACAACAAUGCAAGAUCCACCCCACUAAAGAUAUAGACAUGCUUUGUGAAGAAUGCCAAGUUGAUCAGUACAGCAAAAGUGAUAUUGCCAUAUUACUUGGUGAAAUACAUGUCCUCAACACAAAGGCAGAGAUGAGGGAAAUAAGGCCUAUGGAAAGUGCCCACAAUGCAGCAAUAUCACCUACACAUAAACAGAUGAAAGAAGACAGAGAGAUAUCUGACAAGACACAAACAAGGUCUCUAUCUGCCUCUGUCACCAAGCUCAGAGAGUUCAUUUUACCAGGUGUUAGUAACGCACACCAUAUAUCACUAGAUCAAUUAGACAGACUCUGGAUCAGUGACAGUGAGGGUAAUCUUGUCCAAACAGAUCUACAGGGGAAUAAGAUACAAGAGAUAAAAACCAGUGGUGGGUCUCAAGGUUACCACACAGUGACACAGGGUGGGGAUCUGGUCUUUACAGACAAAGACAAUAAAGUCAUCAAUAGGAUAACACAGGAUAACAAUAUCACUCAAUUCAUGAAAACUGGAAACUGGACACCACUCAGCAUACACUCGUCCCAUAUCAAUGGAGACAUACUGGUGGGUAUGAAGACAGUUGAAGAGGAUAAUAAAGUCAUCAGAUACAACAAGACAGGAAAAGAACUUCAAAACAUACAGUGGAAUAACAAGGGAGAGGAACUGUAUGGUAGACCAGACUACAUCACAGAAAACACCAAUGGAGAUAUAUGUACAUCAGACUAUAUUAAAGGAGUAGUAGUGGUGGAUAAAUCUGGAAAACAUAGAUUCUCAUACAAAAGUCAGGAGUCAAAUUUCCGUCCAUUUGGAAUCUGUACUGAUGUCCUUUGUCAUAUUCUGGUUUGUUAUAGAAAUUAUAGUAACACUGUUCACAUCCUUGAUCAGGACGGUCAGUUCUUGUCUCUAUUACAUAUUCAACAAGGGGUAGAGUAUCCCCGUUGUAUGUGCAUAGAUGGUGAGAACAAUCUCUAUAUGGGACAAGCUUUCACCAACACACUGACUGUGUUCAAGUAUUUUCAGUGA
Saccostrea echinata is the source of this 1119-nucleotide messenger RNA. RefSeq lists its product as uncharacterized. NCBI's taxonomy places the organism in Eukaryota, Metazoa, Mollusca, Bivalvia, Ostreida, Ostreidae. The coding region runs from base 1 to 1119 and encodes 372 amino acids. The transcript has a single exon. The record is from RefSeq and is a predicted model, not a curated record.